AUGAUGCUCAAAUAUAUCACAAAGCCUACGAGAAAGGGCGUCGCUGAUGCUCUACUCAUUCUGGCUGUAAUUGGAAGCGUUAUAUCAGUCAUACUCGUCUUCAUUGUCUUUAUCGCGGGCACUACAAUCAUCCGUGGCGACCCUGACCAUCUUCUCUGGAAGCCACUGGCUCUAGUAUCGUUUGACGGCGUUAUUUCCAACAAUGACACCUCGCGCUUCUUGGUGCGCUUAAACUGGUAUGCCAGUUCUUUUGGAUGGGAACAUCCCACAGCCCCCAGAGGUCUUCCCAAAGCUGGAAUUACUUCUUCUGGCCUACGGUAUCAUUCUACUAUCGUCAGUGAUCUUCAUCAGAUUGCCUCAGAACUUCGGCUCCCUGAAGAUACCUGGAAUUGUCCCAAGCCCGGCCCAUAUGAAGACCCGUGCGGCAAUAUCUUCUUCGAGGCUUGGCGAAGCUUCUUGGCUAGCGGGGGACUCCCCAUCCCUAGCUGGAACGUCUGGAUCAACAUAGUCGCAGCACUCUUACUAGGCACCAUGGACAUCUUCCGUGAGUGGAUUAUUCCCAACAGGCCUCACUGGAUGAAGUGUCGGUGCAUCAUUGGCAAGCGAUGGUGCCCUCUUCCCAAGGGUAGCAAGGAAGAGAUAGAGCAGUUUGAUGAUUACGUCUGGGACAAGGUGCGCCUUGCCUACUGGGCCCUUUCGGCUGGUUUCUUUGGCGUUGCUGCUGGUCACACAUGCCUUAACUCGGUAUUCUUUGUGCGAUAUCUGAGCUAUUUUGAGGAGAGGUUACCAGAUGGCAUCAGCAUGCAUGGCAGAAGACGACUGGCCUCCGAGAUCUUGCUCUGGGUGGCUUUUGGUAUUAAAACUUUUGGUGCACUCUGUAUGGUAAUUAGAUGGAAGCUGAGCAGACGACCAAAUGGCUGGAUGGAUGGACAGAACCUUGGCCGCAUCGAUCGCGUCAAGCCGAAUGGCACAGAUGGAGCAAAGUACACUGAUUAG
Messenger RNA from Fusarium poae, 996 nucleotides. RefSeq lists its product as uncharacterized. Lineage: Eukaryota; Fungi; Ascomycota; Sordariomycetes; Hypocreales; Nectriaceae. The record is from RefSeq and is a predicted model, not a curated record. The coding region runs from base 1 to 996 and encodes 331 amino acids. The transcript has 2 exons.